UGAUCAAAGCAUCGCAGUACAUUGGCUUUCACCUUCACCAAUCAUUUGUAUAUGCAUUCAUAUGCCCAACAGUGCGAAAUAAGUAGAGCAUACUAGGUUGCCGCUCGAGCAUAUCUCUUGUUUGACGGGCUUUUAUAAUGAGGUCAAGCAAGAACCAAUUGAGAAGGGCAAGGAAAAAAGCCUUGAAAACGCAGGCUACCGACGCGACGCUUGAUGAAACACAUACGAAAUCUCAGACAGAGGUGGUUCUAUCGACUGAUGUCUCACGAGGUAGUGGCGAUCAAGGGCAUAAUGCUGCGUCUCCAGACCUAGAGGACCCGUUAUGGCAAGUAUAUAAGCAUAUCAUUGACAGAUUCGAUGAGGUCGGGGAUAACCCAACAUCAACAAAAGAGCCCGAAAAGCCGGAAAUAUAUUUUGAUGAUGACGAUGAAAUCCCGGACGAAGAAGAAAAGGCGCCCAAACUCUCAAAAAGAAAGCGCAAGGAACUGAACAAGCUUUCUGUUGCUGAAUUGAAAGCAAUGGUUCGAAGACCAGAAAUUGUCGAGUGGACAGACACUUCGGCCCCCGAUCCUCGGCUUCUUGUUCACAUAAAAUCCCAUCGCAAUGUUGUCCCGGUCCCUUCACAUUGGUCCUUAAAACGAGAAUACCUCUCUUCGAAGCGAGGAAUUGAGAAACCGCCUUUCGCUUUACCUAAAUUCAUUCAGGAGACUGGGAUUUCGGAAAUGCGCGAUGCUGCCCUGGAGAAGCAAGAACAAGCGACACUCAAACAGAAGCAAAGAGAGAGGGUACAACCAAAGAUGGGAAGAUUGGAUAUCGAUUAUCAGAAACUAUACGAAGCAUUUUUCCGAUUUCAAACUAAGCCGGAACUUACUCGUUAUGGCGAGGUUUACUAUGAGGGUAAGGAAUAUGAAACCAACCUUAGACAUUUACGGCCCGGUGAGCUUAGCGCUGAGCUCAAGGAAGCUCUCAAUAUGCCACCGGGCGCCCCUCCUCCUUGGUUAAUCAACCAACAGAGGUACGGCCCACCUCCAUCAUAUCCGGCUUUGAAGAUUCCAGGUCUCAACGCCCCCCCCCCUCCUGGUGCCAUGUGGGGAUAUCAUCCUGGUGGCUACGGAAAGCCACCAGUAGAUGAGCACAAUCGUCCCCUCUAUGGAGGUGAUAUAUUUGGUGUAUUGCAACCGCAGCAGACAAUGCAGCAAGGCGAGCCUGUUGAGAAGGAUCUCUGGGGUGAGCUACAAGAACCUGAGCCUUCUGACGAGGAGAGUGAGGAUGAAGAAGACGAGGAAGACGAAGAGGACAUGGAAGCGGGCGUGCAAACUCCUAGUGGACUUGAGACGCCAAGUGGGUUGGCAUCAUCUGUUCCCUCUGAGUUAGCUGGCGAAGAAAAUGUUUCAGGGGAAUUUGACGUGCGCAAGCACUAUCGAGGCACACAGACAGAAGAGCCUGUAAGCCAUAAGAGCGCUUUUCAAGUUAUCCCAGAGCGACAGGCCAAUGUGCGGGGCUUCUUCGGUGGUGACAGGGUAUAUGAUCUCGCUGCGCCUCCAGAAAACUUGGCGGUGCUCGGUGCUGAUGAACAAAAUCGGAAGCGCAAGAAGCCUGGCGACGUUGAUGUCUCUGUGGACCCAGAUGCUCUACAGUCAAGUGAGGGAUUUAGCAAAGAAAAUGUUCGAAAGCUUUAUGAAUCCCAGAGGCAACAGGAAAACAAUUCUAGUUGGGGGUUCCAGGAAGAUCUAAGCGAUAUGAUUGCCCAGGAAAGUCGGAAAAGGCUCAAAAAGGAAGAAGAAAAACGAAACCGGCACUGA
Molecule: messenger RNA, 1802 nt
Organism: Aspergillus nomiae NRRL 13137
Lineage: Eukaryota; Fungi; Ascomycota; Eurotiomycetes; Eurotiales; Aspergillaceae
Product: U2 snRNP complex subunit CUS1
Exons: 2
Coding region: 138-1802 (554 amino acids)
Biological process (GO): mRNA splicing, via spliceosome
Cellular component (GO): U2-type spliceosomal complex; precatalytic spliceosome; U2 snRNP
Source: RefSeq, a predicted model, not a curated record